This is a messenger RNA of Rhizopus microsporus ATCC 52813, 902 nucleotides long. RefSeq names its product HLH-domain-containing protein. The transcript is spliced from 3 exons. Gene Ontology annotation, molecular function: protein dimerization activity; RNA polymerase II cis-regulatory region sequence-specific DNA binding; DNA-binding transcription factor activity, RNA polymerase II-specific. The record is from RefSeq and is a predicted model, not a curated record. Lineage: Eukaryota; Fungi; Mucoromycota; Mucoromycetes; Mucorales; Rhizopodaceae. Gene Ontology annotation, cellular component: nucleus. Gene Ontology annotation, biological process: regulation of transcription by RNA polymerase II. Bases 50 to 829 code for a protein of 259 amino acids.
AUUUGUUCCUUUUUUUCUCUUUUGUUCAUAUAAAUCUAUAAUAGCAAUCAUGUAUUCGGGUCAAGAAUUCAUUGAUAACCAAGAACAUAUGUUCAUAAGCAACAGUCCAAGCAAUAUACAAAGAAACAGUUUCAGUCAAUCUGCUUAUCAUCCUAUUCACAAUAGGAGUAGUAGUAAUAGUAACUUUGGGCCAAUAGCAAUUCAUAAUAGCACGUUUAAUACGGAUCCAUCAACUGCUUGGUUUAGUACAAGCUUAGACUCAAACACAUCCUCCUUUGGUGGAAGGGAUUUGGUGAUUACUCCCUCAAAUUCUACUGGUCAUAUCAUUGAUAGUUAUUCAAAUGUAAACGAAGACGAUGAUCUAAACCAGAAAAACCAUCAAGAAAUCUUUGAAAAGAGAAGAAGGCGCAGAGAAUCGCAUAAUGCAGUAGAAAGAAGAAGACGAGAUAACAUUAAUGAAAGAAUUCAUGAAUUAUCUACCUUACUUCCAGACCAUCUACUGGACUCUGUGCCAGCAAGUGCCAACGUAAUGACAGUGACUACUGGACAGUCUGGCACCAAUGGAAAGCCCAUCAAUAAGGGAACUAUACUCAAACUGUCAGUAGAUCACAUUAAAGAAUUAAAAGAAGAGGUGAUAAACUGUCAGAAUAAGAUUAAAGAACUUGAGCAGCUUGUUGAACUGGCCAAACAAGAGAAUAAUGCCAGCCAUCUACUUCACUCUCAGUAUCUCAAUCCUCGACCAAGACAAGAGCGCAUGAGUUCAAUACAGUUUCAGCAGCAAUUUGGUAAACUUCAUAUUACUACUACGCCUACCAGCAUGACUGAAUAGUUCAUGGCUCCUUUUUUAUUUUUAUCUUUUAUUUAUUUUAUGAUAUCCUUUUGUUUCACAAACCUAUCAAUUU